Fusarium graminearum PH-1 is the source of this 321-nucleotide messenger RNA. RefSeq lists its product as uncharacterized. Lineage: Eukaryota; Fungi; Ascomycota; Sordariomycetes; Hypocreales; Nectriaceae. The record is from RefSeq and is a predicted model, not a curated record. The transcript has a single exon. Bases 1 to 321 code for a protein of 106 amino acids.
AUGGCCGACCUCUUAACAGUUGAUUCUGAUAACGAGGAAAACAAAACCAGUAUUGUUCCUGGCAAGCUACCUGCAUCUAUCGAGUAUUUGAAGCCGCGAUGCUAUGAUAUGGUAAACACUUGGAUCAGCAAGAAUCCGACUUUACAGCCUUACAUUGAGGUUUUCGUCAGAAUAUUGGAAGACGCCGGUCCUGGCCAGCGACUUUGCAACUUGAAGGUCCUGGAUCUCUCUUACGCAUUCGCGAACGAUCCAGACACCGACGGUAUCGUUACGAUGAAGGUGCUGGCAGAUGAUCGGGGUAUUACGCUAUUGUUAAAGUAA